AUGCAGCCAUUCUACACACGCUCUCUUUCCGGGCUUGCUGUUGAACCGCGGAUCCUACCUCUGCAGCGACUACCAACACAGAUCCUUCGACGGUCCUUCCAAACGCAAUCUACGGACCUCCCCUACGUCAAGAACAACAGUGCCUUUCGUCCAGGCCACAAACAGCUUGCUGUGCGACCUCCAACUCUACAAACGAGGCCCUUUUCUCUUUCAUCUUCGAGGCUCGGAGCUCCAAGACAUCGUUCUUUGAAGCCGUUGCCUCCUCAGACUUCUGCGAUUCCAACUCCCUUGCGGCCUUCAGCUUCUCCUGCAGCUAACAUGUGUCGCUUCAUGUCCGACUCGCCUGGUGCCGCAACCACUCAAGGCCGAAUCGUGCUCCCCACAAAUGUCGUCCCGAAACACUACGACGUGACCCUCGAGGUCGACUUUGAGAAGUUCGUCUUUCAGGGAACCAUCGUCAUUGACCUCGACAUCGCAAAGGAUAGCACCUCUAUUUCCUUGAAUACCGUGGAGCUCGAAAUCCAUUCCACAACCGUCCACGCAGACGGCGUCCUAAUUACGUCCUCUCCGAAGCUCUCGUACGAUGCGGACACACAAACAACAACCAUUGACCUUGGCGAAGGCAAGUCGCUGUCCAAGGGCCAGAAGGUGCAAUUGAAACAUACGUAUACGGGUCAAUUGAAUGACAAAAUGGCCGGAUUCUACAGGUCCAAGAGGAGAGACGGGCAGUAUUUGGCAGUCACCCAGUUUGAGGCCACUGACGCCAGGCGAGCGAUGCCUUGCUUUGAUGAACCUGCACUCAAGGCUGAGUUUACGGUCACGUUAAUUGCCGAUGAGGGUAUGACGUGUUUGUCGAAUAUGGAUGUGGCUUCGACCGAGACUGUGCAUUCGGACAUCAUCGGUGGGAAGAGGAAGGCCGUCAAAUUCAAUCGAUCACCCAAAAUGUCAACUUAUUUGUUGGCGUUCAUCGUUGGAGAGUUGAAGUCGAUCUCUACGGACAAAUUCAGGUUACCCAUCAAGGUGUGGAUGACCCCCGAGCAGAAUGAAGAAGACGGACGAUUUGCCCUCGGUGUUGCAGCCAAGACUCUGGCAUUCUACGAGAAGGCGUUCCAAGCUCCCUACCCUUUGCCUAAGAUGGACAUGGUGGCAAUCCCUGAUUUUGCCGCUGGUGCAAUGGAGAACUGGGGUCUGGUCACUUACCGAGUGGUGGAUCUGCUCUUCGAUGAGAAGUCGGCGGGUGCUGCGACCAAAGAGAGAGUGGCAGAGGUUGUGCAGCAUGAACUGGCACACCAAUGGUUCGGAAAUCUGGUGACAAUGGACUUCUGGGACGGCUUGUGGCUCAAUGAAGGGUUUGCAACUUGGAUGAGCUGGUACAGCUGUAAUGAGUUCUACCCCGAGUGGCGGGUGUGGGAGACCUUUGUGAUCGACACCUUGCAAUCAGCCUUGGGAUUGGAUGGGCUCCGAAGUUCUCAUCCGAUCGAAGUACCUGUGCAUCGUGCAGAGGACAUCAAUCAGAUCUUUGACGCCAUUUCCUACUCGAAGGGAUCGGCUGUCCUGAGGAUGAUUUCGAAGUAUCUCGGCGAAGACGCCUUCAUUGACGGCGUGAGGAGAUACAUCAAGAAACAUGCCUGGGGGAAUACACAAACAGGCGAUCUCUGGAACGCACUGGGUGAAGCGAGUGGUAAGGACGUUGCCCAUGUAAUGGAUAUCUGGACGAAGAACAUUGGGUACCCGGUCGUAACAGUGACGGAAAACGAGAAGGACUCUACCAUCACAGUUAAGCAGAACAGAUUUUUGCGCACAGGUGACGUUAAACCGGAGGAGGAUAAGGUCCUCUACCCGGUCAUCCUCGGGUUAAAGACGAAGGACGGAGUGGAUGAAAGCCUAAUGCUCACUGAGCGGGAACAGACGUUCAACAUCAAGGGAGGACUGGACUUCUACAAAUUGAAUGCAGACCAUUCGGCCCUCUACAGGACGAGCUACACGCCACAGAGACUCGCGAAGCUUGGUGAAGCAGCGAAGAAGGGCCUGCUUUCGGUUGAAGAUCGAGCCGGUAUGAUCGCUGAUGCUGGUGCCCUUGCUGCUAGUGGAUACGGCAAGACAUCAGGUAUUUUGAGCCUUCUGCAAUCGUUCAACACCGAGACACAGUUUGUGGUGUGGAACGAGAUUCUCAGUCGGAUCAACGCCGUCAGGAAUACCUGGAUCUUUGAGGAUGAGCCGAUUAAGGAUGCACUCAAGGCCUUCCAGCUGAAUCUGACAUCUGCAAAGGCCCACGAGCUAGGAUGGGAGUUUUCUGAAAAUGAAGACCACAUCUUAAGCCAGUUCAAGAGCCUGAUGUUUGGCUCUGCUGGCCUUGCAGGGGAUGCGAAGAUCCAAGCUGCCGCAAAGGAGAUGUUUGGGAAGUUCAUGAAGGGUGACUAUUCUGCGAUUCAUCCCAACCUCCGGUCAUCGGUAUUUGCGAUGGCAUUAAGAGACGGAGGAGAGAAGGAAUGGGAUGCGCUGGUGGCAAGGUAUCACUCUGCGCCGACCUCGGACGAGAAGAAUACUUGUCUGCGGACUCUUGGGCGAGCAAAAGAUCCAGAACUGAUCAAGAAGACGCUCGAGUUUGCAUUGAGCGGACAGGUCAAGAUGCAAGACAUCUACAUGCCUAUCGGCGGCCUGGGAACUACUUCGGAAGGCAUCGAGAAAAGAUGGGAGUGGAUGUGCGCCAACUGGGAUGAGCUCGUGGAGAAGCUACCUCCCAGCAUGACCAUGUUGAGCAGUGUCGUUAGCAUCUGUGCUGCGGGCUUCACGUCUGAUGCACAGUUGAAGAAGGUUCAAGAUUUCUUCGAAGGCAAGGACAAGAAGGGAUUCGAUCGCAGCUUGCAGCAGAGCAUGGACAGUAUCCAGGCGAAGGCGAACUGGCUGAAGAGGGACGGCGAGGAUGUGCAGAAGUGGCUGAAAAGCAGUGGGUAUCUGAAAGAAGGGGUGGUGAGCGGGAAGCUGUAG
This is a messenger RNA of Cladophialophora immunda, 2988 nucleotides long. RefSeq lists its product as uncharacterized. Gene Ontology annotation, molecular function: peptide binding; metalloaminopeptidase activity; zinc ion binding. The record is from RefSeq and is a predicted model, not a curated record. Bases 1 to 2988 code for a protein of 995 amino acids. The transcript has a single exon. Gene Ontology annotation, cellular component: cytoplasm. Gene Ontology annotation, biological process: peptide catabolic process; proteolysis. Lineage: Eukaryota; Fungi; Ascomycota; Eurotiomycetes; Chaetothyriales; Herpotrichiellaceae.